GGGCGGGGGGGGGGCUGCCCUGUCUGGUCUAGUCUUCUCAGAGCCCGAGCGCAGCACUCGAAACAGCCCCUCGAGUAGAAAACACCCGGCUCGGGCGAGCGAGGGCCGUCAAAAUCACCAAGUCGAAGUCAAAGCGGCGCGUCAGGUCGCUGUGCCCAGACCCCAAAACGCAGGAGAUGGUGGCACUCCAGCCGUGCCUCCAGCGUAUGUUUCUUAACCGGUCGCAAAGUGAAAACUGCGCGUCUGACUAGCGCCAUCGCUGUGGGGUAAAUGCAAGCACCUGGGGCAAGCGAGCGAGCGAGCCCUGGCCGGGACCUUGCGGACGAGCGCCGCGCAGGUGUCGGGCAGUGCCGUGACACGUGAAGUCCUGGGGGACGGGACCUGGGCCGUGCCGCGCCAUACCGUGUGCUGUGUGGCGGCCGUGGAAGGGGCUGUAGACCCGUGCUGGGCUCUGCAAACACCAGGGACAUCUGUGCCCUCUGUCACCCUGACGGAGAGAAAAGAAUUAAAAAGGAAGAUGGGGAGUCCCUGCAGACUGAAAAGCAAGUGCUGUGAGACUCUCCCAGGCACAAGCUUAAAUGCUCACCCCAAUGCCAUUUGCCAGAGUGGGGAAGUGCUUCAGCCUGACUCCUCCGUGGUAGUGUCCUGUGGUCAGUAAUUGUCCUGGGAUCGCAUUUCAGUCAUUCUGGAGAUACAGAGAUACCCAUGCUUCAUUAAUAAAAUAGUCUCAUUUAGUCACUCCCGUUGAUGAUAGUUUACCCUAGAUUAUAUUUACUUAGAGGAUUUAUGAAUGUACUUCCUGUGCUGUAUUGGCCUGAUAUUGCAAAGACGAUCUAGUCUUGACCGUUCUAGGUGAUCUGGGCAUUGCGCUGUCUGUUGUCAUCAAGCACACAACAGCUCCCUGGCUGGUAAUGACUGCACCAAGAGGGGCGUCUCGAUUAUCUCUACGUUUCCAGGGAACUCAUCAUUUCUUUUCUGUGCUAGAGGUUGCUACAUGUACUGUGAUCAAGCGCUGGUGUUGGUGAAGGUCUCUCAUAGGGAGGAAGAAAAAGUGAAAACUAGGCUUGUUUUUUUUGAGGACCAUAGAAACCAGAAUAAACUUUAGCGUGCUUGUGUUUCAGAGUUUAGUGCCUCAGGGAGCCCUUUGUGGGACCAAAUACUUCCAGAUUUGGCCUUCUCAGCAAUUUUGUCAUCCAAGUUCUGAAACGUUACUGGGAGACUCCUUUUUUUUUUUUUUUUUUUUUUGGAUAUAGGGUUUCCUGAAGCUUGAAAUAAACCCUGUGAUGAAGUGUGUGUCAGGGUGAGGAAGGGGAAAUUAAACAUUUGAAUUACCAAUGCACAAUUAUUGGAACCUGUGUCCAUCCUUAUUAAACUUUUUGGGGGCCUUUUACUUAUGGGACUAAAUCAUUAUUACAUGCACAUUUUUUCCUCCUUUCAGUUUCUCACCUAAGGCACAAGUGGCAGCUUUAAAUUAAGUCCGUCAAGCAGUUCUAACUUAUUAAACUAAACUUAAAAGCAUCUCCUGCUUCCCGUCAUGACUGUAUUAUGAGAGAAAAGAAUCCCAAAAGUUUGCCUAUCUCUGAUUAGUGAGAAAUCGGCAUGCUCAGUUUACAUAUUUUGCUUCAGCACUGGAGAAGGUCUGCAGUUAUUUGCACUAUCCAUCAAACGUGGUGUGAACCAACAGCCCCAAAAAUUACCCUUAUAAGCUUUGAGAAGGAUGGGAGCCAGUUCGUUGUAGGCUACUAAUCCCCCAGCUCUGGGCAAGUACAGAGCAGCUUUACAGUACCAUCAAUGCUGUGAUCUUAGCAGUCCUGGAAGUGACCAGCACCCUCCUUUUCAAGGGUUUUUAUAGUCACUAUUGGGGCUGCUGUCACCCUAGAAGCCUUGUAAAUAAGGGGCAAUCGUGCCUUGAAGGUGAGUGGCUCUUGUCAUUUCAAGGCCCAACAGCCUAACAGCAGUCCAUUGACAAUGUCUUCCAGAAAUAGCUUGUCCAUCUCUGCAGCAGGUAGUCUCUAAGGUGCCACUCUGCCCUGCCUUCUGCCUGACUUCAGACUAACACAGCUAACUACCCCGUCCCCCUGCCUGUCUUCACUCUUUGCACUGUUAAACUACUAACGAGUAGUUAGUUACACAUUAGAUAGUGGAUUGAAAGAUGCUAGAUACUUAGUUGUUUAUACAGUAACAAGUGUGCACAAAUCCAGUUUGUCACAGUAUAAGCCACGGGUAAUAAAUUGGAGCUAGCACUUAUCCAAACGAUGCCCUUAUCCAGCAUUCAGAAGAGCAGAGUGCAUUGUAUUUACACACUUGGGAAAAGGUGUCCAUAAUAACUUUCUUUCUGUUUUCCUUACUGUCCUUCCAAGCUGAAAAAAGUGUCAAACAGUCCAGGUGACAUGUUGCCAAAAAGUAAUUAUUAAUUGUCCAUGUUAUGUUUUCAAAAUAAUAACCAGACACAUCUUAUUUGUCCACAUGCUGUUUGGAUGGCUGAAAAUAUAAACCUUAAAUGUAACAGGUACAAGACACAGGUGUAAAUUACUAGCCCAGUAAACCAGGUUCUGACAUAACUCAGCAUGCUAACAGCUUUUAUCUUGUGAGAAUCAGACAUUUUUCUUCACUGAGCUGUGGUUACAUCUGUGCUGGGUAUCAUUAUUCUGAUCUAUGUCAAUAAUGUUCACUUGCAAGUAAACAGUAAAUAAUCAGAAACCUCACCCCUUUACCUUUCCCACUGGGUGUAGAAAGUGCUGAGCAACUGUUUGGCAUAAAAUCCUGGCCCCACUCGAGUCAACAGGAUUUUUGCCACAGACCUCAGUGGGGCUGAGAUUUCACUCUUGGUUUUUCACUGCAAGCAAAAGGCAUCAAAUGGCCAGUUUAUUCUCGUUAAGCAUUGAAUGCUGACUUGAAAAACAAAGAUAGUUAAUAAAAUAUUUCCAGUUCCUUUCCAGAUUUGUCUUUCAAGUAUUGUUCUUUCUUCUUGAACUGCUGUUUUUAUGUUAUAUGCUUCGUGUAGAUGAAUGGACAGAGGUGGACAGGAAACGAGGUACUGUAACCUUUUAGUUGCAUGCAGUAGAUGAACGCAACCACAUGCACAUACAUGAGGCUCGUUGCACAUAUGCACUCCAAACCUGGCUGCUCCAGUGCCAGAGUGAUAGUGUUAGAGAGACCAACAGGAUUCUUCAAUCAAGAUUUGGUUUUUAAAAACAGGCAUUACAACUUUAGAUCUAAAUGAAAAUGUAGGCGGGGGGGGACAUUUGCAAAUCAUGUCCUUAAAACUAGUUUCUCUGAAAAUUAAUUUAAAUCAGGAAAUGAAUAUCAAUACUUGAUAACCAGAGUGACCUCCUAGCCAAAUGUGAAUGUUUUUAGUUAACUUUAUACAAAAGCAAGCAUAUAACUGUGUGAGUGCUGUGAGCAGUGUUGUCAUGUAAAAUACAGGCAGUUAUCAUGUAUGCUGCACAAUUGUAUUGCUGUAAGAUUAUUCCUUACUUGCUAAUCCCCUGCCUAUCCUGCAUUUUAGUCACCACUUCCCUGGGCUCAGCACUGCUUGAGCAGCUUCCCUUUGAUAAUUAUGAUACCUGUUUUCCAGUAUAAGGCCUUCAGAGUUCUCUGUACAUUUAUUUAAGGUGCUUAUCACUGUGGUAUUUAAAUGCUCACUUGAUACCACCGUGUAUAUAACCUGGAGUUUGCUACUGUUCUUUUCUGUGGCUCCAUCACAUUCUGUCCAGUGACAUGCUCUUCCAGAAUUCAAGGUGCACUAGCAGAACAAAAGGCUCUGUAGGACUUGCAUUCAAAGCUGAGGUGAGAAGAAUAAAGCAUUCUUUUUUUUCACACACAUGGUCAAAGCACAAAUGAGUUUCACACUGAUCAGUCAAAAAAAGCUUUAAUACUUCACCUUCUGACAUCAGGAUUAUAUAGAGAAAGUACUAUGUCCUUCAGUGGAUGCUCCUCUUAAAGAGAAUGGCCCUUUGGAGUCCCAGUUCAGAAUCACAGGAUCUUGUUGGUGCUAAGACAAGACCAUGAUAAAGGUGGGUGUAACUUAAACCAACUACUCCCAUAAUGUCAGGAAUUAUUUUACACAAUGGAGAGAGAAGGGACUGGCUGCAGGCAGGUGAACUGAAAUGACUGGUAUCUGAAACAAUAAUUAGUGAUUUUAAGUUGGGGGCUUUUGGUAUGAAUGUGCAUGAUGUUUGCAUCUGGCAUCAGCUGUCAGCAAGUCCACCCGACCAUAGCAGGCUAUUGGGCUGGCUUGAUGAAGGCAGGCCACUUUGCAUAGCUCACAGUACACAAGGGAGUGAGGAAGCUGGCAUUGAUCUGGCCACUUUGGAUUUCUUUGCCUAAACCUGCUGCUAUCCAGCAACAGGUGGGCUGCCUGGGCACAGCCUUCUGCAUAAGACUACAAUGGGAUUUGGCAGACUCCAGUCUGCCAGCACACCCAGCAGUUACUUAGUGCAUCAGCAUGGUGUUCUGUCUUUUAAUUAAAAUUCAGUGCAGGUUGGAUGGGUAAAUUACUGUGGGCUUGGAUUACUCCCUUGGCUGAUUUUAAUGUAAAUUUGACAAGUAUGAGCAUUGUCCAGACAUCCAUUUAUCGGCUUCAUGUCAUGCAUGUUAUCCAUGUUGUGUUAAACUGCACUAGAAACUAAGAUGUGAGUCACAAAUGCCGUGACACAUGUAUGGAGAAAACUGCUGCUGUCUUUUUCACUGUAUUCUCCCCUACAUGUCAGCAUCUCCUGUCUGCACCCAGCCCAGCCCCCUGCCCUUGUCCCACUGGCUGAGAUCCUCCUGCCUACAUUGCUUUUAUGCUGCAUUGUCUGGAGUGCUCCCAUCCCUGCUCUGAUGCUCCUUGUUCAAGGAUUAUUGUCCUGAAGUAGGCUGGCUGGCAUCUUCCCCUUGGAGCCCCUCCUUCAUCCACCCCUUAGGAUUUCUUUGCUUGACCCAAGGUUCUUGUCCUUAGAUCCUAUAAAGAACUAACAAACAUUUGCUACCAGCUGGGUGCCCUUAAGGUGAACUUUUCUGAAGAAGACCAAAGUUGGCUCUGCCUCUCACCUUGAAUCUCUGUUUUUUUCACAGCUCUGGUUUAGCUUUCAUAGAUUUCGUAGACAUUAGGGCUGGAACGGACCUUGGAAGAUCGAGUCCAGCCCCCCGGCCCAGGGGCAGGAAGUCAGCAGGGAUCAUAGGAUCCCAGCAAGAUAAACAUUCAGAUGUCUUUUGAAGGUGUUCAAAAGCCAAUGAAUAAUUUUGAUUGAAUUAAUUAAUGUGCAUAGAGUAUAAUUGGUGUGUGGUGAACACAAAUCUUCCCAUUCAGUUGUAAAAUACAUGGUCUUGGCUUUGACCACUGUGGCAGCUUUCAAUAGGAUUGGCCCACUACCUGUUUGAGUGGCAGUGAUUCAUCUAAGCCAAUGCUAACAGGUGUAGGAGAAGCCUUUAGAAAGUCACAACAUGUGCCAACAGCUUUAAAAUAUUUUUGUGGGUAUCACCAUAAGAGCAGAAAUUCUUUACUUUCUCCUACAUGGCUGACUAGCUGCAAAAUCAAAUGAUGCUUAUUCACAUUGUGUUUGAUUACUCUCCACUCCUACUGGUGUGUGGCUGUUGUAGAUGGGUUCAUUGCAUUUCAGGGAAGUGAGGUUUUUUGGCUGGAAUUAGUAACAAGUCAGUUAUUUGCCGACGGUAUUUUCUAAAGGUCAGAGUUGAUUUGGGUUUGUUUGGGUCUCUGCUGCUCAGAAGCUGGGGAUGGAUGGCACCUUAUUAGGCAGGUCUAGAUGCCCGCCAGGGGAUAUGCUGUUCUGCAGCGUUGUAAACAUUCCCUCCCAGCAAGCCCAGAGAGAAUUGCAUCAGUGAUGGAAAGCAGUACAGUAACUACAAUUACCUGCCCCAGCUUCUGAGCACCCAGGAGCUGCCACCUCUGGGUAUCUAACAAAGCAUCUGGCAGAAAGUGAAAAUAAUUGUUUCAGUAACUUCCCUUUUGGACAUCUGUGCAUCAGCCCACUCACCACCCUCACCAUAGUCAAAGCCCAUUUCUCUUCCCCCCCCUCUUUGGUAGAAUUGGAUAAUAUGUCCUACAGCUAAAGCUACCACUAAGGGGAUAUCAGUUCUUUCUUUAUUCCUACCCCUGAGGUAUGUGUAACCCUUUAGAAUUAGCUCAUGUUGUGACCUUUGGCAGCAGUCAUCUGCUUAGAAAAAGCUUAACCCGUGGUCAGUAAUCUUUGGGUUGCUGUAUUAGUUUUCAUUCAGCAUUCCCUUAGAAGGGAGUGAACAUAUGUGUAUGAUGCAGAGUUUAAGUCCAAAUUAAAUUAAUGCCUGAAGAUAUAAGCAGUAUGUAGAGUGUGCGAUUCUUAACUUCCUUUUCAUAGAGGCAAUAUGGCCUAAUGGCAACAGCACACUUGGUAGUCAGUCAUAGGUUCUUUUCUUGGCUUUGCAUCUCUGUAAGUCACCCAGCAGUCCUGUGUCUUAAUUUACAUGCAUGUUACCCACCUUGUAUACGAUUGUUGUGAGACUUUCUAACACAUUUAUGAGGUGCAUUAGAAACCUCAGGCAAAAACCAAUGCAUUGCCUUCAAGGGAUCCCAUUGUUUUAAAUGCUUUCAUGAUGCAACGUAAGAUCAUCAGAAAAAGAACCUUGAAUCAUGCAGUAGACCUUUGUUUAGAAGAGGAAAACGGGUGGAUUGCAGCAGGUGUUGAAGGAGGCAAAAGCAGCUGGCUACAGUUUGUUUCAAGUUUAUAAUGCGAAAAGCUAAUUGCAAACGCAGUUUCCCUCUUAAAUAAUUAUAGCAAUGCUGACAUUGUAGGAACAAAAGAUAAGCUUCUAAUGUAUAAUAAGGAAAGUAAACAUUUUAGCUAUGCCUUAAAAAACAAUGUACCAAAAAGAGCUUUGUUUCCAUCAGGAAGAAGAAAAAAAAAGUUUGUUGCCAGUGUCUCAAAUAAAGGUCUUGCACUUACUGGAAUUUUUGCCACUGCUGUUAUUGGAGCAAAACCUGGCACGAUGUAUUGGAAUCAGAGAACUGUGUUACCCCUUCAUUUUUGUUCUUGUGAUUAUGCGUUGUUUUCAUAGGUGACCUUCACGAGAAUCCUCUUACAACGGUGAAUGUCCAUAUCCUUCAUGUGGAGUGAAAUACAGCACAUAAACUAACUAGAUUUCUUUUGUCUUUACAGUUAUGAAUGACAUCAUCACAACCAUGUUCAAUAAAAAGUUUAUGGAAGAGCUCUUUAAACCACAGGAACUCUAUUCUAAGAAGGCUCUGAGAACAGUAUAUGACCGGCUGGCUCAUGCUUCAAUCAUGAGGCUGAACCAGGCGAGCAUGGACAAGCUAUAUGAUCUUAUGACUAUGGCUUUCAAAUAUCAAGUUCUGCUCUGUCCUCGCCCCAAAGACAUAUUACUUGUCACUUUCAAUCAUCUGGAUGCAAUCAAGGAUUUUAUACAGGACUCCCCUACCAUUCUGAACCAAGUGGAUGAAACAUUUCGACAGUUGAUUGAUAUGUACAGUUGUCUCUCUGCUGGUGAAUUUCAGCUGAUCAGGCAAACUCUCCUUAUUUUUUUUCAGGAUAUGCAUAUCAGGGUCUCCAUCUUUCUGAAGGACAAAGUGCAAAACUCGAAUGGUCGUUUUGUGCUGCCAAUCUCAGGUCCUGUUCCAUGGGGGACAGAAGUUCCAGGACUCAUCAGGAUGUUUAAUUGCAAUGGAGAUGAAGUUAAAAGAGUUGAAUUCACCAGUGGUGGAAAUUAUGUUAUUCCACAAAGAGAAGGCUCUUUUGAUCUUUAUGGAGACAGAGUCCUUAAACUGGGCACAAAUAUGUACAAUGCAAGUCGGCCAGUGGAGACUCAUAUGUCUGGAGCAUCCAAGAGUUCAGCAUCUCACACAAAGGAGAAUGCAGCCCCUAACCCUCUUGCUAAGGAAGAACUGAACUUUUUGGCUAGAUUAAUGGGCGGUCUUGAGAUCAAGAAACCCAGUGGCACUGACCCAGGAUUCCGAUUAAACCUGUUCACCACAGAUGAGGAGGAAGAACAUGCAGCAUUGACCAGGCCAGAAGAACUGUCUUAUAAAGUUAUCAAUAUACAAGCAACUCAGGACCAAGAGCGGAACAAGGAGCUGGCUCAAAUCAUGGGGGAAUUUGAGGUGACAGAUCAGCCCAGACAGAGCACCAGCAAGGGAGACGAUUUGCUGGCGAUGAUGGACGAGCUCUGAAAUUCCAUCUCCCAAAGGCACAGGCAGGACAUGGAGCUGCCUCUAGUCACAUAGUUUGACACAGCCAAACCCUGCUGCCGUUACAGAUCCCAUCUGUUGGUUUUGGGACUAAUGUGCCUAGGCCUGCACGUGGCACCAGAAGCAGGCUCUGGGGGCUACUGGCACAUGUUCUGCCAUAGGCACUCUGGUUUUAAAUGUGGCGUUUUACAUAUUUGCUUCCUUCAUCUUCUAUCAAAGCUCUAGGCUAUCCCAUGCCAGGGAUGCAGCUGCCCAGUAGCUGAAACGAAAGUGCAGUGUUCCUGUUCUGCCUGUAUCCUCCUCUGCUGGAGGCCGGGUUCUGUCCAUGUCCUUUACUGUGAGAAGUGGAAGCUGGCGCAGUAUCUACCAGCCAGUGCCUGGCUCUCAUAGAUGGGGGAAGGAACCACUCCUCCUUCAUCCAGAAUCAUUGUCAGAUGUGUGUAUCCAUGUGUCCAGCAUCACACACAAGACACCCAGGCAGCGCACAGAUGAAGUGAGUGACACGAAGUGCUCUGCUUCGGCCUGGGCCGUGUCCGUGUGGCUGCACACAUGCCAGGGCUCCCCCGGGGCCACCAUGCGAUAUGCCACUGUCCACCUUGGUCCCUGCACGAGCAGCACCUGCAGUGGGGCUCCCUGUGGCUGCUGCAUGCUUCAGCCCCCGGCAUCUGCACCCUCUGGCUCCCAGUGCUGCGGCUGAGGGUGACACCUGCCAUAGGCUCAUGGGGUUGCUCCAGCUGGUGAUCUUUUGCCCUGGAUUACAUUUGUGUAGAGGAUUUACGAAUGUACUUCCUGUCCUGUGUUGGCCAUGUAGUGUAGACAAGGCGGUCGUGACUGUUCCAGGUGAUCUGAGCAUCCUACCGUCUGUCAUCAGGCACAGAACAGCUCCCUGGUUGGUACCGACUGCACCGAGUCGUGCCUCGACUUGUCUCUACGUUUCCAGGGAAAUAUCGCUUCUUGCCUGUGCUGGAAGUUGCUGUAUGUACUGUGACCAAAUGCUGGUGUUGGUGGAGGUGUCCUGUAAGGAGGAAAUAAAAAUGAAAGCUAG
Molecule: messenger RNA, 9227 nt
Organism: Alligator sinensis (Chinese alligator)
Lineage: Eukaryota; Metazoa; Chordata; Crocodylia; Alligatoridae
Gene: OSCP1
Product: organic solute carrier partner 1
Exons: 9
Coding region: 7139-8164 (341 amino acids)
Biological process (GO): transport
Cellular component (GO): plasma membrane; cytoplasm
Source: RefSeq, a predicted model, not a curated record